AUGGGCUCCUAUUCGGAUCUCGAUCAAUUAGCCAUCAACACCAUCCGCGUGCUGGCCAUCGAUGCGACGUCGAAAGCCAACUCCGGCCACCCUGGUGCGCCCAUGGGCCUGGCGCCCGCCGCCCAUGUUCUCUUCAACAAGAUGACCUUCAACCCUAAGAACCCCCAGUGGGUCAAUAGAGAUCGAUUCGUUCUUUCGAACGGCCAUGGCUGCAUGCUCCAAUAUGCUCUCUUGCAUCUGUUCGGCUAUGCCGUCUCGCUCGACGACUUGAAAAACUUCAGACAAAUUGAUAGCAUCACCCCUGGCCAUCCCGAAGCCCACGAUACGCCCGGAAUUGAAGUGACAACUGGCCCCCUGGGUCAAGGCAUCGCGAAUGCCGUUGGCCUCGCCAUUGCCCAGAAGCACACGGCCGCCGUGUUCAACAAGCCUGGCUAUGACCUCAUCGACAACUUCACCUACUGCAUCUUCGGCGAUGGAUGUGCUAUGGAAGGUGUUGCCAGUGAGGCCGCCAGUCAAGCUGGGCAUCUGCAAUUGGGAAACCUGAUCUGUUUAUACGAUGAUAACCAUAUCUCGAUCGAUGGUGAUAUUAAUAUUGCUUUCACUGAGGAUGUGUUGAAGAGAUUUGAAGCAUAUGGAUGGCACACUUUGCACGUCAAGGAUGGUAACCAUGAUCUUGCAGGGAUCGCGGCAGCUAUUGAGGAGGCCAAGAAAGUCACCGACAAACCCACUGUCAUCAAGGUUACAACCACCAUCGGCUUCGGUUCAAAACUCCAGGGAACAGGGGGUGUUCACGGAAACCCGCUGAAGGCCGACGACGCCCAGAAUGUCAAGAAGAUGUUUGGCUUCGAUCCUGAACAGACCUUCGCGGUCCCCCAGCAAGUUUAUGAUCUCUAUAACAAGCACGCUGCUGAAGGUGCUGCGAAAGAGCAAGAGUGGAAUGCCCUCUUCGAUAAAUAUAAGUCUGAGUAUCCUGCAGAGCAUGCUGACCUUUUGCGUCGCCUCACUGGCAAGCUUCCCGAAGGCUGGGAGAAGCACUUGCCUACGUACAAACCCACUGAUCCACCGAUCGCCUCGCGGAAACUUUCUGAAGCUGUCAUUGAAAAGAUCCAUAGCAUUAUUCCCGAGUUUGUUUCUGGUUCGGCCGAUUUGACAGGCUCCAAUAACACCAUCUGGAAGGGUGCUGUGGAUUUCCAGCCCCCUAGCCUUGGCAUUGGCGACUGGUCUGGCCGCUAUUUCCGCUAUGGUGUCCGCGAACACGGCAUGGCUGCUAUCAUGAAUGGCAUGGCUGCGUAUGGCACUCUAAUUCCAGCUUCUGGCACGUUUUUGAACUUCGUCUCAUACGCUGCGGGAGCUGUUCGCCUUUCCGCACUGUCUCAAGUGCGUGUUCUUUACGUCGCGACCCACGACUCCAUCGGUCUGGGAGAGGACGGACCGACCCACCAGCCUAUUGAGACCCUGGCACACUUCCGUGCCCUGCCCAAUAUUAUGGUCUGGCGCCCGGCUGACGGCAACGAGACAAGCGCUGCUUACUACUCCGCCUUGACUUCCAAGUCCACCCCCAGCAUUCUUGCCCUGACUCGCCAGAAUCUUCCCCACCUCGAAGGCUCCAGCGUGGAAAAGGCGCUCAAGGGUGGAUACAUGGCGCUUGAGGCCGAGAAUGCAGACAUCACCCUUGUCAGCACGGGCUCUGAAGUCAGUCUUUGCCUCGACGCGGCCACCUACUUGAAGCAGAAUCACAACAUCACCGCCCGCGUCGUGUCCAUUCCUUGCUUCGAGAUCUUUGACGCUCAGCCCAAGGAAUACCGCCUGCAGAUCCUGCCCGAUGGCAUCCCAUCGCUCAGCGUCGAGGUCAUGACCACGAUGGGCUGGGAGCGAUAUGCCCAUGAGCAAUUUGGCUUGAACCGCUUCGGCGCUUCUGGCCCAUACAAGGACGUAUAUAAGAAAUUCGAAUUCACCCCCGAAGGAAUCACCAAGCGUGCUCUCGCCACCAUCGACUUCUACAAGGGCCACAAGGUUCGCUCGCCAAUAAACCGUGCGUUCCAGCAGAUCAUCUAG
Ophidiomyces ophidiicola is the source of this 2055-nucleotide messenger RNA. RefSeq names its product Transketolase (gene TKL1). Gene Ontology annotation, cellular component: cytosol. The record is from RefSeq and is a predicted model, not a curated record. The transcript has 6 exons. Bases 1 to 2055 code for a protein of 684 amino acids. Lineage: Eukaryota; Fungi; Ascomycota; Eurotiomycetes; Onygenales; Onygenaceae. Gene Ontology annotation, biological process: pentose-phosphate shunt. Gene Ontology annotation, molecular function: transketolase activity.